AUGUCUGAAAUAAACGAACAACGUGUANUUAAAACUGCUUUAGGAAACGAUUCUUUAAGUCGCUCCGUUACUUUCGAGUGGUUUAAACGUUUCAAGGAUGGUCGACAGUCAAUUAAAAAUGAUCCACGUUCUGGAAGACCGUCUACAUCUAGAAACGAUGAUGUGGCGAACAUUUACGAAAAAGUGCGAAAUGACCUGUUUUGUGAAAUGAUCGAAUUAACUGUUCGCGAGUUAGCAAAUGAAACAGGAAUUUCAAUUGGAUCUUGUCAUGAAAUUUUAACGGAAAAUUUACAGAUGAGAAGGGUAGCUGCUAAAUUCGUUCUGCAGUUGUUGAUAUCGAAACAAAAGGAAAAUCGUUUGACGAUUUGUCAAGACCUUAAAAAUCGAUUUGCUGAUAUAAAUUUCAUAAAAAACAUCAUCACAGGGGACGAGACAUGGGUUUCUCAGUUAUCUCAGUGGAAAACAAAAUUUUCCCCUCGACCAAAAAAAGCUUGCCAAGUGAGAUCGAAUGUCAAAACAAUACUGAUUGUUUUUUUUGAUAUUGAAGGUAUUGUUCAUUAUGAAUUUGUGCCCCAUGGACAAACAGUCAAUCAGGUAUUCUAUAAAGAUGUAUUAAUACGUUUGCAAGAGAGAAUUCGUAAAAAGCGCCCAGAAAAAUCGUGA
This is a messenger RNA of Cinara cedri, 663 nucleotides long. The record is from the annotation of a GenBank genome assembly. Lineage: Eukaryota; Metazoa; Arthropoda; Insecta; Hemiptera; Aphididae.